AUGCAGCCGAAGAUAGCGACAGGGGAAGACGAAAACAAGGUAAAGUCCGAGCUUGAAGAGCUGGUGAGCAGCGGAUGGCAGCUCGACAAGAAUGAAGUACAAGUAGCGAAGACAUAUCAUUUGGCUAGUUAUCGCAAUGUGAAAUUCUUAUCACUCGAGAUCAUGUCGCGAAGUCAACUUAAGAACCAUCAUCCGGUGCUGACCACUACCGUAUCCUCAGUCACAGUACAUUGGACGACCCAUAAUCCUCCCGGCCUCACUGAGAAGGAUACACUCAUGGCUAAAUACUGUGAUAAUGUGGCGGAGAUAAUAGGCACGGUGGAUCCGGAAGAGUCAAAGAAAUGCGGCUCUGCGCAGUCGCAAAUUUGA
This is a messenger RNA of Pseudovirgaria hyperparasitica, 369 nucleotides long. Its product is annotated as transcriptional coactivator/pterin dehydratase. Gene Ontology annotation, biological process: tetrahydrobiopterin biosynthetic process. Gene Ontology annotation, molecular function: 4-alpha-hydroxytetrahydrobiopterin dehydratase activity. The record is from RefSeq and is a predicted model, not a curated record. The coding region runs from base 1 to 369 and encodes 122 amino acids. NCBI's taxonomy places the organism in Eukaryota, Fungi, Ascomycota, Dothideomycetes, Acrospermales, Acrospermaceae. The transcript is spliced from 3 exons.